Molecule: messenger RNA, 379 nt
Organism: Strongylus vulgaris
Lineage: Eukaryota; Metazoa; Nematoda; Chromadorea; Rhabditida; Strongylidae
Source: the annotation of a GenBank genome assembly
ACUUCAUUUGAACUGCAGCUUAAACCAGGUAUCCUUCCUUUGUAAAGAAAACAUUCUUUUCAUACGCUAACUUUAAUAUAAAUCGUUACUUUUUAAGAAACUGAAGGAAGUUAAAAAGUACAAAACGUUCUUUUUUACGGCAAGAGGUCCAUGCUUGCACAACCCCGAACGAAGAGUAAAAGUUACUCGCCUGCUUGUUAUGCUAACACACUCUGGACUAGGAGCAAGUUGUGCUGUUGAGCUGCCAAUUGACAUUCCUAGUGAUGAUGAAGAUGACGAUGUUGGAAUGCUGAGUGGAGGACCAAACGGUAGUAACAUCAAUGUUGUCGCAGCCGGCUCACUAAGGCAGCUGAAACAUACGCAGACGAUAACAGGGUGA